CGGAGAUUGACACGGUUGGCUAACCUCACCUCACCUCACUUGAACUCUCUCAGUACACUCACUCACUUGCCGUAAUAAGGUGCUAUCCAGCUGAUGAACGCCCUUGAUGUUGUCAAAUUUAUCGUUAUAAAUAUGACAGGCUUACUUCUCAGUCUUACAACAGGUACAUCUAAACCAUUGCUAGUCCGAUAUGGAUAUGGCAUAGGCACUUGCCUCACGUUUGUCGAGUACUCCAAUAAGAUGCCUGUUCAUCUCCCAUUCCCCUCACACCUAUCUAUGACCGUGGCUGGCCUACCUUGCCUCAUAGGUAUGCCCGUGCCUAGCUACAGCCGACAGCUCUUAUAACCUAGCCAUCAAUGCCCGAAAUGCACCAGCGUCUUUUCCCCAUAGCCGAAGAUGAGACUGUGCUGUCUGUCAGCUUCAGAUAGGUAGAGGUAGGGCACAAUGA
This is a messenger RNA of Colletotrichum acutatum, 448 nucleotides long. RefSeq lists its product as uncharacterized. The record is from RefSeq and is a predicted model, not a curated record. The transcript has a single exon. NCBI's taxonomy places the organism in Eukaryota, Fungi, Ascomycota, Sordariomycetes, Glomerellales, Glomerellaceae. The coding region runs from base 94 to 345 and encodes 83 amino acids.